UGUUUUCACUUGUGUGAAGGAAAUUCCAUUGAUUUAAAAAAAAUAAAAGUGUCUGUUUUUAUGAUACCCCAGGCUGUAGAACAGCGACAUUAUUCAUGCAUCGCCUUGAAGCACAUUUUAAGCCAUGCGAUGACUUGAGUCAGUGCUGCUCUGUUGUCUGCAAUGAUGGAGGAGUGGUGUGAGUUCGUGACCUAUUUCGGUACAUAGAUAUUCCGUACUCUUUGGCAAUCUCAGCAGUUUGGCACUUGAUAUGUGUGCUAGAACACCUCACCCUAAAGAUGUGUUCAAGUUGGAUGCAGGUGACAUUUCUCCUUGUACACUUGAUUGUUGCAGGAGCAGUGGUAUACCAGUACCCAGGGUCACUAACAGUGGCAGAGGGUACCAAUGUGACGUUUCACUGUGACAUCAGUGAAAUGGGAGGGGAAUGCUCUUAUAUCGUAUGGGUGCAAGUGGGACCUAUGAGAAAGCUCACACUCUGGCCUCAAAAAACCUACAGUGUCCACACCAACACGGCCUGCCUCCUGAACAUCAUCAAUGCCAACAGGACAAGUGUGGGCAUCUUCUACUGUGCCCUGCUUAAUGGUGCCAUGCUGAACAUGGGCAAUGGGAGUGUGCUGGAAGUCUCUGACACUAUCACCUCUGAAGCUACUCUGGAGGUCCUGGUGCCUGUGGACUGGCAGGAGGCCCCCUCAUCCCCAGUCCCACUCCUGUGCCUGGUGUCUGGACUGGAUCCCAGUCAGGCCAAGGUGUACUGGGAGGUGGAGGGGAAGGUUCAGUCCUCAGAGCGUUUACCUGAGGUUGAGUCAGAGAAGCCAGCCACUGUCAGAGUCCAGCUCUCUGUACCUGGCCAUACCUGGGCUGAAGGUGAAGAGAUCACCUGUGUUAUGGAGAGCACCAGUGGGGUGAAGAUGAACAAGACAGUCAGCAGGAUGGGAAUGGGGAGGUCCAGACAGGGAAUGUUUCUGGCCAUCUCUUUGGGCGGCAUGUGUAUCCUUCUUUCUAUUGUGGUGAUUGUCAUCACCUUGUAUGUCUGCAGACUGAAACACGACCCUCGAAAGAAAAGAUUUCAAGCCUAUGAGCACAACCAGGACGGAGCACAGGGUCUGACCGAAGUGCAAUAUGCCAGUUUAAAGUUUGGAGCUGGUCGUGGGAGACCCUUACCUACAGCCGCAGCUAAAAACAGACAAUAUAAGUAGGCUAAAGCUGGCCUAGUAAGACCUUACAUGUGAAUUACAUUUUCUACAAAAACAUAAAAGAAGUGCUUAUUCAUUCAGGGUCAUCGGUUUGUCAAAAUGCUCCUGUGCUUUCUUGCUUAUGUUUUCUGACCUACUUAUUUGAGUCAAUGAUGUAAGGAUUUUUGCCUUUAGAAUUAGGAACUUAUUUAGUCAGAUUGUGUUGUCAUUUUACAAGCUUUGUGAUUAAAAAUCAUUUGUCUUGUUGAAAUAAUAGCCAAAUGUAAAUUACAUUUAAGACAAGUUUAAUUUAUGGAGUGAACUCAUUUCUCUAGUCAUAUGCUGAUGAGAUUUUUGUGAUAAUAGUCAGCAAUAAAAAUGAGUCACAGAUGGAA
This is a messenger RNA of Oncorhynchus tshawytscha (Chinook salmon), 1567 nucleotides long. RefSeq lists its product as uncharacterized. The coding region runs from base 279 to 1196 and encodes 305 amino acids. The transcript is spliced from 6 exons. NCBI's taxonomy places the organism in Eukaryota, Metazoa, Chordata, Actinopteri, Salmoniformes, Salmonidae. The record is from RefSeq and is a predicted model, not a curated record.